Acomys russatus (golden spiny mouse) is the source of this 1276-nucleotide messenger RNA. It is a transcript of the gene Lif, whose product is annotated as LIF interleukin 6 family cytokine. Gene Ontology annotation, biological process: immune response. Bases 324 to 800 code for a protein of 158 amino acids. The transcript has 3 exons. Lineage: Eukaryota; Metazoa; Chordata; Mammalia; Rodentia; Muridae. Gene Ontology annotation, molecular function: leukemia inhibitory factor receptor binding; cytokine activity. The record is from RefSeq and is a predicted model, not a curated record. Gene Ontology annotation, cellular component: extracellular region.
UGCUCCUUUCGCUGCUCUCGCUUCUCCGCUGUCGCCGGGAUUCACCCUCCCUCUUUUUCUUUCUUUCUUUCCGCUUUCUCUUUUCCAACUGCGUCCCGGGCAGCUCCCUGGGAGGGGCGCAGGCGGCGGAGCAGCUUGCAAACUCCGGCCAGGACCGGCGCAGGUGCCGCUUCCGUCUGUUAGUCCCUGGAAAGCUGUGAUUGGCGCGAGGGCUUCUUCCUUUACUGCUGGUUCUGCACUGGAGACACGGGGCAGGAAGCCCCCUUCCCAUCACCCCUGUUAAUGCCACCUGUGCCACCCGCCACCCAUGUCAUGGCAACCUCAUGAACCAGGUCAAGAGUCAACUGGCACAGCUCAACGGCAGUGCCAACGCCCUCCUUAUUUGCUAUUACACCACCCAAGGGGACCCAUUUAUCAAGCACCCAGACAAGCUGUGCGCAGCCAACACGACAGAUUUCCCGCUUUUCCACGCCAAUGGGACAGAGAAGAGCAAGUUGGUGGAGCUGUAUCGGAUGGUUGCGUACCUUAGUACCUCCAUGGGCAAUGUCACCCGGGAUCAGAAGGACCUGAACCCCAAUUCCCAGAGCAUCCAGGGCAAGAUCAACGCUACUAUCGACAUUAUGAGGGGGCUCCUCAACAACGUGCUGUGCCGCCUGUGCAACAAGUACCACGUGGGCCGCGUGGAUGUGACGUAUCCUCCCGACACCUCCAACAAACUGGACUUCCAAAAGAAAAAGUUUGGCUGCCAGCUCUUGGGGACGUACAAGGAAGUGAUUGGCGCGGUAGCCAAGGCUUUCUAGACAGGAGGUCUUGAGUGUGCCAUGGACCGAGGGAUCUCUGUAGUGGGAUCCAGUGUGGGGAGGGGGGUUCUCAAAAUGUGCCAGGAUUCAGGGCAUUGUUAAAUGCAAAAGAGGGGGCUGCUGGCAGACCCCAGGGAUCUCCAGCCACUCACUACACUCUGGGUUGGGCUGUGAUGGAAACUUCCACAGGCAGGGCCUCCAGACAGCUCAGCACCAGCUAGAAAUGGCAACAAGGGUGUUGGGACUGAGGGGGUGACGUGUGGGUGCGAUUUCUGUCCCACUACCUCACUCAGCCCUUUGCUCACCUGGUGUGUGAACAAGCUGCUGCAGUUCUCUUCAGCAGACAGCAAAGGUCUAGGGAGUCUCCUGGCCCCCUGCAGAGUGACUGCCAUCUGGGCCUUUGCUGUCCCUUAGAGAGACUUCAGAAGGCUUGGUUGGGAUGCGGGCAGGCCAGGGGGACUGGGAUCCGGAAGGAC